Echinostoma caproni is the source of this 1929-nucleotide messenger RNA. NCBI's taxonomy places the organism in Eukaryota, Metazoa, Platyhelminthes, Trematoda, Plagiorchiida, Echinostomatidae. The record is from the annotation of a GenBank genome assembly.
GCCUCUAAACACGGCGACCUUGACGAACUUAAGUCGACAUUAUCUCAAUUGGAUGUGCAGUUACAAGCACAAGACUCGGUUGAUCGAUCUGAUUUGCUUGCGUUGCGCCAAGAUUUGGUUGAACUAAUCGCACUUCAGGAGGAGCAGUUCCUCGCUGAGCGUAAAGGAGAACUUUUAAGAGAUGUGCAGAAACAACUGUUUGGCACAUGUUCAGAAGGUGCUUCAUCGAGCAACUCAUCCGAAAAAGCCAGCGUGGUUCCUACAACAGUCACUGAUGAGCUAAAGCAGAUACUUAUUGGACAACGAUGUAGCAUCGGUGGAUGGACAGCAAAUGGACGAUUUGUCCGUCAGAAUGCAGUGAUUUGUGAUAUAGUGGACGAGGCAUCCGACCCGAAGGCUCAGAUUGCAUCUUCUUCGGAGGUGAUGUCUGGUCGUGUGCGUGUUUUCCUUACCCACCCGACACGAACCACAGAUUUACCUUGUGCACAGUUCAUGACUGACGGGUUUUGUCGUCGUGGAAUUCGCUGUCCGUGGUCUCAUGGAAAGAUAGUCAGUUCCGAGGAUAUUGAAGAGUGGGAUGAACUGGAUCCGAGCCUGUACUUGAACGAAGGUCAACCUUGUCUUGUUAAAGAACAACCUCAUUCCACGCGCCCUUCGAUUUGGAGGCAUGCCCAUCUGCUUCACACCGAUCUGGAGUCGGAAAAUUGUGUCAUUCAGUGGGGUCAUAAAUACGUUCCACAAUCAUCUAAGGAGAUGAACAAAAGCGGUUGCCCCCGCUCCGGCCUGGUUCGACGGGACAGUUACGACCACCUGGAGGAUGCUGUAGCCAGUGUUCCUUUGCAUGCCGUUUGGCCUUUGUCUGCAGAUUCUCAAGUAGAGAAUAGAGAGCAGUCGUUAAUGGGAGAUGAAAUUGUUUCGACCGAUUCCGAUGUGUCUUCCAGUGAUGAGUCAGAUAAUGGGGAUGGAAACGAGUCCACGAGUCCAGUCCGUUCAGUUAUAUCCGAGCAGAUAAGCAAAGCUAAAGAAGGCCAACUACUUUCCAGUAUUCUCCCACAAAAGUCGUUUUGUGUUGUCCAGUCUGGUCAUGCUAUCUGGAUAAAUGAAUCGCGAGUCAAGAACAGUGCCGUGGUUAGUCAUGCUCAUCGAAGUUCGAAAGUUAUCUUUGUUUCGGGUGGUGUGCUUUCUCCGGAGGAUGUUUUACGAGCCAGACCUUAUUCCGACCCAAUCCAGUUGUCCGAAUCAGACCAAACGAAGUAUGUCAGCCAACUGGGUAUGUGGGAAACACAUACCAGAGGAAUCGGUUCUCGCCUGUUGGCCAAAAUGGGCUAUAGCGGUAAAGGUGGUCUCGGUUCCGGCGGUUCAGGUCGUCCAUUCCCCGUCGCGCUGCUCCUCGAGAAGUUCCAAAUCCUCCCGCAGGGCUGGAACACUCGUCCAUCAUUAGAUCGGCUACUUCGAACGGCUGAAUGUCCAAAGCAACGCAAACGUGUCCACAGACUUGACCCUGACAUGAACACGUCAACUAAACAAAAAGAUCCAGCGUGGCAGCCUUAUUUGUUUCAAUUCCUGAACAAUGCACUGCAGCGCUCAGACGUUGAAGUUUCCGAAUCCGAUACUACGGCAUCUGGCAGUCAAACUAAACCCCAAACCUCAUCAAAAUUGGUUAGAGACGAACCCGUGGAUCCGUCCAGUGGAGAAUUUCGGGUUCAGCUUUUCCGAACACACGAAGAUAUAAACCGAAUAAAACACCAGAUACGUCGCGCACGUGAGUCGAUCGAGCGAAAUCGAGGUCACGACCGAGUUAUUGUCAAGCAGGCCGAGGAACGCUUGUCUGUAUUGCAAACCCAACUGGAUAGACUUCGUGCUCGCGAACAGAAUUUGCAGCAGUGUAAAGAAAAGCAGACUACCGAAAAGAAACUGCGCAUUUUCUAG